Molecule: messenger RNA, 1440 nt
Organism: Aspergillus steynii IBT 23096
Lineage: Eukaryota; Fungi; Ascomycota; Eurotiomycetes; Eurotiales; Aspergillaceae
Product: HpcH/HpaI aldolase/citrate lyase family protein
Exons: 3
Coding region: 255-1226 (323 amino acids)
Biological process (GO): oxaloacetate metabolic process
Molecular function (GO): magnesium ion binding; catalytic activity
Source: RefSeq, a predicted model, not a curated record
GAGAAGAUGUGAAUAGAGACAAAGGGAGGGUAUCCCGGGUGAUUCCGGGGUAUCUUCCAGGACGGUGUUCACCAUGAACCGACCAAUCCCAAACCGCAAGAGCCACAUCCCUCCGGAGAAGCCUUUAUGCAGAGCGGCCGAGGAUGCGCUCGAUUCUCUCUUAUCCGGACGAUAAAAGCUCCUUCAUACAUUUUACUAGUCAACUAACACGACACACGAUUCUCCAAUCAUCACACACAGCACAGCUCACCAUCAUGGCAUCACGAAACACUCUCCGUCGCUCCCUUCUCUACAUCCCCGGCUCCUCACAGCGCUUCAUCGACAAAUCCCGCAGCCUAGCCGCCGACUGUGUCGCCUACGACCUCGAAGACAGCGUCACUCCGCACAAGAAAGCGGAAGCCCGGUCGCUGGUGCGCCGGGCCCUCGAGCAGCCUUCUCCGGGAGGGAUUCGCGAGCGCGCGGUCCGGAUCAACUCGGUCGAUAGCGGACUGGCAUUGGCGGAUCUGACGGAGGUGCUCCAAUCACCCAACCUCUCCACGAUCGUCAUCCCGAAAGUGAACUCAGCAUCAGACCUCACCUUCGUCAGCGACGUGAUCAACCACACCCUUGCGCAACAAGCAGCCUCCAACCCGUCAGCCGGGGCCACCCGACCCCCCAUCUCCCUCCUCGCGCUCAUCGAGUCCGCAAAAUCCCUCACCAAUCUCACCCAAAUCACGGCCGCGACGCCCUACCUGCAGGGUCUGAUUUUCGCCGCGGAAGACUUCGCGCUGGACCUCAGCCUGACGCGGACGCCGUCGCUGACCGAGUUCCUGUUCGCGCGCUCCAGCAUCGCGACGGCCGCGCGCGCCGUCAAUCUCCCCUCCACGAUCGAUCUGGUCUGCACGGCGUAUAAGGCGCAGGGCGGCGAGGCGGCCACCGUCCUGGAGGACGAGUGUCGCAGCGGCAAGCAGCUGGGGUUCAAUGGGAAGCAGUGCAUUCAUCCGUCGCAGGUGGAGACGGCGGAGCGGGUGUUUGGGCCGGAGCAGGGCGAGGUGACCUGGGCUGUGAGGGUUGUGGUUGCGGAUGAGAAGGCGGCGAGGAGUGGGCGGGGGGCGUGGACGUUGGACGGGAAGAUGAUCGAUGUGCCGGUGGCGGAGAAGGCGAAGGCGAUUGUCAGGAAGGCGGAGGAGUGCGGGAUGGAUGUUGGGGCGUUGAGGGAGGAGUGGAAGGGGCAGGAGCCGGAGUAGGCUACACGGACGAGAUGUGUAGUUUCGGGAUGUCUGGUAGGUGCGAGAAGGGUCAAGUUGAUGGAUUGCUGCUAUCCUUCACUACCUAGAUCAUCACGAAUCCCAUGGUUGACAUGGUAUGAAGAGAUAGAAAGUAAAUAUCACGCUAAAUAACAUUUCGAGUUACGCUCGGAGCAAAACGGGCAACGCAACGUCCUGUCUAUCGAUCUCAUUC